UAUACUCAGGAUAUUGUCAAAGUCAAUUCCUAUUAGGGACGAACUUAGUCAUGAAGUAUGAAAAGAUCGUCCAAAGGAAACCAAAAUGACCACACGGACAAGAGACUUCCGCCAUGAUGAUUACACGGUCGCUUGGGCCUGUGCGCUCCCAUUGGAGAUGGCAGCGGCAGCCGCGAUGUUGGACGAGCGGCACAGUGACUUGCCCAUACCCAGACACGAUCACAACACUUACAUACUUGGGAGUGUAGGUGUGCACAACGUGGUCAUUGCAUGUCUUCCGUUAGGGAUGUACGGUACGACUUCAGCGGCGACUGUCGCGAGCCAGAUGAGGGGUACGUUUCCAUCAAUGCGAUUUGGGCUCAUGGUGGGAAUCGGAGGCGGUGCACCUAGCCAAGCAGUUGAUAUAAGGCUUGGCGAUGUGGUUGUUAGCAAGCCGACGGGGUUGUUUGGAGGCGUGGUGCAAUUCGACAUGGGGAAAACAGCCAGCCAAGGGCACUUUAUAAGAACUGGCUCUUUGAAUAAACCGCCGCCGGUGCUUCUGACAGCUUUGUCUACGUUGCAAGCAAACCACCUGGUGGUUGGGAGUCGAAUCCCGGAUUUACUCCGGGAGAUGGUCCUCAAGUACCCUCUAAUGAGCGAGAAGGUCACCCAUCUUGGGAAGGAUCAGGAUCGGCUGUUUGAAUCAACCUAUGAACAUGAAGCACCGGAGGAGAAAACGUGUGACCUUUGCGACGUCAGAAAAAUGGUGCAAAGACCGGCGCGACCCACUCCAGAUCCUGUUAUUCAUUACGGUUUGAUCGCGUCUGGUAAUCAAGUCAUGAAGGAUAGCGUCAUGAGAGACCACUGGGCCCAGGAACUUGGAAUCAUUUGCUUUGAGAUGGAGGCGGCGGGCUUAAUGGAUAUAUUGCCCUGUCUUGUCAUCCGAGGAAUUUGUGAUUAUGCCGACUCCCACAAGAACAAACAGUGGCAAGAGUACGCAGCCGUGAACGCUGCAGCAUAUGCGAAAGAAUUGCUUUUGAUCGUUCCUCCAACGCAAGUCGCUGACACGCCGACCUAUAUCUCAAGCGAACUGAUGUCCUACCGUCCAAAAUACAGACUUCCAGAUAACGAGUUUCAUUUAUAUCAAUUAAAUACCAUCGAACAUUUUGAUGAAAGACUACUCGACUUGUUGUCAACAUAUGAUCAUGAAAAGACUCACUAUCGUCUUUCUGCCAAACGCCUUCAAGGUACCACAAAAUGGUUUACAAAUCACUCCGUUUUCAAAGAGUGGUUUGGGGAGUCCCAAUUCCAGACACUGUGGUGCCAUGGACGAAUCGGGUCUGGGAAGACAACAAUAGGAACAUCUGUUGUUGAAGCCGCCAAGUAUAGGUCAUCUGGCGAUAGAGUUCCGACUGCCUUUUACUACUGUGAAAGUGAUCGACCUGAACCUCUUGAGGCAGACCACAUCGUGGCUAGUCUUAUCAAGCAACUAUGCAAAUGGCUACUCAAUACCUCUCAGUUACUUCCGGAGGAUGUUGCUGCUGAUAUUCAAAGAUUAUACGGAACUAUACGAGUGAAACCCGAUUUUGAAGACCUUCGCAAUCUCUUUGUCCGUCUUUUUGACCGCGUCCCUGGUACGGUUUACAUCAUUGACGGGCUUGAUGCACUAAGCGCAAAGGGUGUGACUGAAGUGUUGAAACUAUGCCGGUCAUUGUUCAGCGAUUCCACACUAUCGAAUCAGUCAAGACUACUGCUGAUCAGCAGGGAGCACCUUCCCGGGCGUACGCAAAUAGCGAAAGCGAUACCAAACCUUCGUCAAAUCUCAACGGAUUCGAAUGUUAGGGCGGACAUUGAGCUCUACAUUGAGUCCACCAUAAUCGACAAAAGGGCAUAUAUCCACGAGCUUACGAAUGACUCGGUUUUACUGGAAAGGAUAAAGCAUGAUCUGAUAGAGAAGUCCUCUGAAAUGUUCCUUUGGGUACAUCUCCAGCUAGAAAUCCUGUGGGACACGUGCGACACAGAUGCUGAAAUACGAACAGCGCUGAGCAAUCUACCUAGAGGUCUAGAAGAAACAUACAGUCGAUGCUUGCAAAGAAUGGAUUUGCAGGAUCGUCGAGUUUUGAAGGUUCUCAAAUGGGUCAGCUUUACAAGUAGACCGCUGCAUAUUGAAGAGCUUAAGGAGGCCAUUGCCAUAGAUAUCCAGGACACUGAAUGGGAUGCUUCAAAGAUACCCCGGGCAAGCUCCGUGCUAAUUGGGUGCGCAAAUCUCGUUGUAGUUGAUCCGUUUGACAACUGUGCCCGAUUCGCGCACUCCUCGGUGAAACAGUACUUUCAGGCAGAGAGUGAUUCUAUACCAGAGUAUCCUAAAUUCUCGGAACAAGGCGAGCUAGAAUGCGGAGAGCUUUGUGUUAACUACUUAUGCUUUAAAGAUUUCAGCCUGCAGAUCACGAAGCAAAGCAAAGAAGUUGCCAUUUCUCUGCCUAACCCAGUCUCUAUGGUGCGCCAGUCUCUCCCAUCAUCUAUUGGAAAGAUGUUGCCUCGUUCCUGGAGAAACAAGACAGGAUUUGCCUUCAAGCAGGUUCAAAAUCUACGGGCCGCACAACCUGACCACUCCCGUUAUGCCUUUCUCGGUUACGCAGUUAUGAACUGGGGCCUGCAAACAAAGGCGAUCACUCGUACUUCUCCUGUAUGGGAAGCAUUCGAGCAGCUUGCUUUGAGAUUCAGUGACACUUGGAACUUCCACCCAUGGGUCCCCAGUGGUCGUUCUGCACGUGCGUAUCUCCACGGCCUAUUUGGAUGGGCGGUGAAGGAAAGGCAUCUCCCACUUCUGUCCAUUGUUCUCUCUGCGUACGAUGAUUUGGAGGCGAUUUGUAACCUGCCCCUUGUUGAAGAGCGUAUCCCUGCGCUCCACGUUGCAGCCAAGCUAGGGUAUCACGACGUCGUCGAAGCCUUGCUGCAAUACUGCGACGUUAGCUUGCAAGACGUUGAUGGCUACCUGGCAUUGCAUCAUGCAGCAAGCAAGGGGCAUGAGGAAUCUUCAAAGCUGCUUGUCACUGCCAAAGGGGCGACCAAUUACCGUGCUUUUAAGUUGAAAUGCACUCCCCUAUGGCUUGCAGCGAGCAAGGGCCACGAACACAUUGUACCUCUACUAUUACAGAACAACGAAUACAUUGAAGCAAAGGACGUCGAGAGCCAUAGCACGCCACUCUUGCAAGCUACGAAGAACAACCAUUACUCAACCGCUAAGAUCUUGAUUCAAAGAGGCGCCAAAAUCGAGACGAGAGAUCGUUCUGGAACUAGCCCUUUAAUGUGGGCUUCAAAGAAUCGAAACGAUAUGAUAAUGAGAGACUUGCUCGAAGAAGGCGCUAAUCCCUCAACGGUCGAUGGAGGCGCAGAAGGACUGCUGAUUUGGGCCGCGAAUAAAGGCUACGAAAUUGUGGUGCAAAGGCUUUCCACAAUUGUAACAUCUUUAGAGGCCAAAGAUAUGGACGGCUAUACAGCACUAUCACGAGCGGCAAUACAGGGCCACUACCCUAUCGUCAAACAUUUGCUCCAGAAGGGCGCGCAAACGGAGUCAAGAGAUGAGCAUGCCGGUCGCACGGCUUUAUCAUGGGCCGUUCGCGCUUUCGACACGGUCGUAGUUCAGACAUUACUCGACCAAGGUGCUGACCUUGAAGCCAGAGAUGGGUUUGGGCGGACACCCUUGUCUUGGGCUGCAGAGGAAGGGUCAGCAGCUGUAGUACAACUCCUCAUUGACCGGGGAGCGGAUGUUGCAUCAGACGAUGAUAGCGGCCGAACACCGCUAUCUUGGGCCGCAGGAGGUGGAAAUGCAGAGGCAGUAGAGUUGCUAUGCAGCCAUGGGGCAGACCCGGCAUCUCAGGAUUAUGACCUUGGUCGAACUCCGCGGUCAUGGGCUGCAUUGAAUAGACACGAGGCUAUAGCGGCCCUACUUCCAGGACAAGAACAAAACGGAUCAAGUCUUCGGUCCAUGGAGCUUGAACUACUGCAAGCCACCAAAGAUGACGAUGUUCAUUCACUGAGACGUACCCUGAGCAUUGCCCAUGCCACAGGCCAUCUUGCAGAAACUGUCUUACGAGUGUGCCUGGUUGAAAGUGUGACAAGAGAAAAUAUUGGUGCAACACAGUGUCUACUUGACUUCAGCAUGUCCUUCCCAAGGGCUGUGCAUACAGCACUUCUCCGGGCUAUCGAAACCCAUUACUAUACCAUCCUACUCAUGAUGCUGGACUAUGGGGCUUCGCUGAACCUGAGAUACGCGGAUGGUAAUACUCUACUGAUGACCGCUGCUUUGAAAGGGUCUCACUAUGCUGUUGAGGUGCUCAUCGCACAAGGCGCUGAGUUGAAUGCGAAGGACCACAAUAGGCGAAACGUUUUGCACAAAAUGGCUUCGGGUCGUGGGCCUGAUUUGGAAGAUGACCUACUCGAUCAAAUUCUCAGCGCCGGUUGCUCACUCAAUGAUCGUGAUUGUGUGGGCCGAACUCCGCUUCAUUGGGCUUGCGCUACUGGGAAAUAUCGAAUGGUCCAAUUAAUGCUAACGAAAUCAUGUGGCCAAACGCCUGAUACUCAGGCUUUAGACGACAGGGGUAUGAGCGCUUUACACUUUGCAGUCACAUAUGCCUGGAACGACAUUGUAUUGCUGCUGUUGAGAAAUGGAGCAAAUCCUAAUAUUUCGAACGAUGAAGGAGACACGCCCCUUCACUUUGCCGGGAUGUUGGGCCUAGUGAACAUUGCUCAGACUCUUCUGCUGUCUGGAGCCAAGGUGGCUGAACAGAACGUCAACGGAUCCACGCCUCUUCACCUUGCCGCUCGUGCUGGGCGGGCAAAUGUUGUCGAGAUCUUGCUUCAAGAAUUACCACUGCCUCUGCUCAAAAGGUUAGAAGGAUUAAAGGAUCGACACGGCCAGACAGCGCUUUCGCUGGCUACGUCAAACGGUCACGAAGAAGUCAUCGACUUAUUGAGAUAUGGCGGAAUUGGCACUUCUAGCAAAUUUACAACCCCCUCAACGUUUGGCUCGAUUACAAAGGAGGUCUCUCGCUCAGUGUCAGGUUAUGGUUAUGAAGACUCCAAAUGACGUGCAGUGUUCUGCGCACUUAUGCCUCGGAACCUCUAUCAUCGAUGACAGAAUGCUCUUUUCCUUUCGUAGUCAAAGGGUCAGUGAGUGGUAUUUACGAAAGCAUAUGAAUACCGGGUCCAGAGCUAUCCUGCAAAAGGGGCAGCAAUUGACUGAACCGUUCAGCAUGCUGCCCGAAUGCACCCGAUUAAAAAUAAUACAGUAUGGACCCGUUCAUUGAAAAAGGCCGACUGCUAUGUUGAUCCAGUAGAACGCACUUGACAGAACACCAGUCACUGGGGAAUUAUUCUGACACCCGAUUUUCUCCUUCGAUGGUACAGUAAUAAACGAUCCUCUGCUUCAUGCUUUCAGGUCGGCUCAACGCAUAUCCUAGGGUGACCAUCUGUCGUAAAAUAUAUUAGUUGCUGUAAUCCGGUUAAAGCAAGACCUGAUACGACAAGAGCAACCAUGAUCACUAUUCCUCUUGGAUAACUGCAAUGAACUUAGGUGAUUAGUAAGAAAUUUCCCAUGGCAAUGAUAGAUUAUUGAAAGCCAUACAAUGCUGAAGAUUCAUCGUCCCGGAAGAUCU
Messenger RNA from Aspergillus melleus, 5636 nucleotides. RefSeq lists its product as uncharacterized. Gene Ontology annotation, biological process: nucleoside metabolic process. The transcript is spliced from 6 exons. The coding region runs from base 86 to 5068 and encodes 1660 amino acids. Lineage: Eukaryota; Fungi; Ascomycota; Eurotiomycetes; Eurotiales; Aspergillaceae. The record is from RefSeq and is a predicted model, not a curated record. Gene Ontology annotation, molecular function: catalytic activity; protein binding.